GUGUAGUGGAAGCUUUUCCUUUUUUGGAUGGUUUACAAACUCUCGCCCACUUGUGGUUUUACGAAUUGAGAAAUACAUCUGAGAAAUGAAUGAGUAGUAAUAUAACGUAUGUAUACUUCAUUCAUCUGAAAUUGAUAUUGCUAAUAUACUGACAGUGAAAAAUUGCGUGAUUGUCAGCAUAGCAGUGAUGUUUCGGUUUUGAAAAAGAAUAACUUCAUUUCUAAAGUUAGAGGUGUGUCCUCUAGGAACCAUGCAGCACUAGGUUGUUUGUGUAAUCCGACUCCUCUUUGCUUAUCUGACGACAUUACCACAACGCUGUGCCUUGCAGAACUGUUUACAACGGGUAGAAAGUUUAGUACAUUUCGUUUUUGGGUGACAAGAAAAAUUUCAGAACACUAAAAUGAUAGCUGAUGGUGGCUAUCUUGUUGGCGAUGGCUCUUGGGAGCUUCAUAUAUUGGUCACAGACUUGCAGGUUGAAAGAACUCUCAGGGUUAAAGGUGACCUCCAUAUAGGUGGCGUAAUGCUCAAUUUAGUUGAAGAGCUAGAUGUAGCCAUUGAUUGGUCUGAUCAUGCACUGUGGUGGCCGAAAAAAAACAUGUGGCUGUGUCGAACUCGUUCGACUCUGGACCAGUGUGGAAUUCAGGCUGAUGCCCUUUUGCAUUUUACUCCUAUGCAUAAAUAUCUGAGGCUGCAGUUACCUGAUUUAAGAUUUAUUGAUAUAAAGGCUGAUUUUUCUGCCAAAACAUUCACGGCUGUCAAGAAACUUUGCAAAGAGCUUGGUAUCAGGCAUCCAGAAGAGUUAUCUCUAUGUCGUCCUCUUACAUCUGAGCACCUGAAGCGAAAUUAUGCUCGAGGGGUCGGAUGCACUCCACGUCAACGCAGUAAAGAGCCAACAGCAGGAAUGAAUCUCAGUCAGAACAAUAAUAAUAAAUCAGAUGGCUUUUUGAGUCCUGACACAUCUGCAUCCUCUGCUGGCACCCCUUUGAAUAUGGUAUGUAAAUCAUGGACUGAUGGAAGAAGUUAUUCACCUGCAACUGCUAUGUUCAAUGGUUCUUCAUCUUUUCUCAAUUAUUCUGCAGAUGGCAGUGCUUGUUCUGCAGAUCUUCCUCUUGCUCACAGCCCGAAAAGUCCAUCAGAAGAAGCCAAACAGGGAGUUUUACGUCCCAAGAGUUUGGCUGAAAGGGCUCGUCUUAAUGCUGGUUGGCUGGAUUCCUCAUUAUCCAUUAUGGAGCAAGAUAUAAGGGAAUUUGAUACUCUGCUGCUCAGAUUCAAGUUUUACUCUUUCUAUGACUUGAAUCCAAAGUAUGAUGCAGUGCGUAUUAAUCAAAUUUACGAACAAGCUAAAUGGUCUAUCUUAGCUGAAGAAAUUGAUUGUACAGAAGAAGAAAUGAUGCUUUUUGCUGCCUUACAGGUACAAGUGAAUCUUCAAGCCAAUCAUCCUCAGCCUGAUAUUUAUCAUGAAGAUGAAGACGUUGAAACUGCCUUGACAGAUCUACAGGUUACACUUGAAGGCACUUUGAUUAGCAAAGGAAAAGCCAAUAUUACAAAUGUACCAGAAUUAGCAGAUUACUUGUCUUUUAUGAAACCAAAACGUUUCACACUAAAAGGUUUCAGAAGGUACUUUAUUACUCUGAGAGAUACAUAUUUGUCAUUACAUAAAUCCAAAGAUGAUAGUCCAAGUUUAAAUAUUUGUCUUAAAGGAUGUGAAGUUACCCCUGAUGUCAACCUUUCACAUGGUAAAUAUGGAAUCAGGCUGGAAGUCCCUAAUCACGAGGGAAUGACUGAAUACUGGAUAAGAUGCAGCUCAGAAGAGCAAUAUGCAAAGUGGAUGGCAGCUUGUAGGCUUGCUGCCAAAGGAAAAACCAUGGCCGACAGUUCAUAUGAUUUGGAAGUGAAGUCAAUCCAGGAUUUUUUGAAUAUGCAGAAGCCAGCUCCUGCUCCAGUGAUUAGCCCAUCACAAAUCGAUAUCAAUCCUGAUGAUAUGGUUGCUCCACGGUUCAUUAAAAAAUUGAAGAGUCAAAAGAUUAUUCAACGAAUAUUGGAAGCUCAUGCAAAUGUGAAAGAUCUCAAUCUUAUAGAAGCAAAACUGAGCUACAUUAAAGCCUGGCAAGCUCUUCCAGAAUUCGGGAUCUCUCUCUUUGUUGUGCGAUUUGAUGGAAGUAGGAAGGAUGAACUGCUUGGUAUUGCUUUCAACCGAUUGAUGCGGAUGGAUCUUGCUACUGGAGACCACAUCAAAACCUGGCGUUACAACACAAUGAAAGUGUGGAAUGUUAACUGGGAAGUAAGGCAGGUUCGUGUGCAGUUUGAAGAGGAAAAGGUUGCAUUUAGUUGUCUAUCGGCUGAUUGCAAAAUUGUGCAUGAAUUCAUCGGUGGUUAUAUUUUCUUAUCUAUGAGGUCAAAGGAUCAAAACCAAACACUUAAUGAAGAUCUCUUCCACAAACUAACAGGAGGCUGGGUCUGAAUACAUUUUAAUUGCACUAUUAAAACUUCGAAUUUAGUUUGAGUUUUACGAGUUCAGAAUUGAGCUUUGUUGAAAUAUUUUUUCAUUUUAGCACAGUGUUCUGUGUUGUUCACGAUGCAUUAUUUUUUUUAGAAUAAUAUGUUUUAUGCUGUUUUGUAUCAUUAUAAAAAAGCUAAUUCAUUUAAAGUUGAAAAAAAAAAUUUUAAUCUUAAAUAUUUUACUACCAUACAUCUCUUUUAUCUAUUACUUCAUAUAUAUAAAGCAAUGUAUUUAAAAAUUAUUCUUCUACACACAAAAUAAACAAUGCUAUUCACAAUAAUAUUCAGUUUUGUGUGAAAUACUACAUUUGUUUGUACAAGACUGCUAGAAUUAUUUUUUUAUUUGCAUUUGUAUAUGGAUGUUGUAUUUGAUACCAUAUUUGCCAGAUCCAUAUUUGUCUUUACCGUGUUCUUAGGUGAAUGUUUAUCAGUUGCCCAUCACUGCUUAGAAAUAAAUUUCGAUAAAAUAGGAAUCGAUAACUAUUGCCAUCUCUAACUGAAAAUUUUUCAUUAUUUAAUUUGGUAAGGAUCUCUUAAAAAAAAGAAACGUGCCCGGGAGAUUGUUUUAAUCCUGAUUUUCUUAUAAAUAUUUUCUGUCUAUGGAAUGAAGUUUAUAUUAGCAUUAGAAAUAUUUUUGUAGUGCAGGUUUAUCAGUGUGUAUUUUUCCACCAGUUCUUUUUCUCCCUUUGUUAACCUAAUUAGCUGUUUUACAUAUUAAAAUAUUUUGAUAUCCUAUGUAAAUAAUUAUUAGAAAGCUUUCUCAUGUUGUGCCAUACAAGUAUAAUAGAGUGGCUAUUUAAGUGCUCUUGAUGCAAACCUAUACUUAUUUUCUGCCUACGUAUAUUUUUGUAAUAUAUUGGCUUUAACAGGCAUAGAUCACUAUAUGUGUUUUAUACAGUUUAGCUGUUGCAUGUAACUUUACAUUGUGCCACAAUAAAUCUUCAUUUUUGUGUGCUAUGUUCAAUCUAUGUACCUUUAGAUGUGAAUAUAACCUUGUAAACUGUUAAUAACUGGUUUACUUUGUCUUAGAACCAUUUUAGCAAACAUAUUUUGUAUUUUUAGUUUUCUGCUUUAACAAAAUGUUUCAUUUUAACGUCUGUCAGUGUUCUUUUGCAUAUGUUUUCAGAUAGUGUGUUUUUCAUUUGGAUGAAUUAUGUGGUGUUAAAUGAAAUUCUCCAUACUGGCUGUUAAUUGGCAUUGGCUUUGGUUAUAUGGAAAGAUCCAUAUUGAUUUGUUAUGAAUCAAUCCAUAAAUCAAUAAUUUAAGAAUGAAUCCGCACAAAGGUGAUUCUAGUUGAGAUUUAACAGGGGGUAGUUUUUCUUCCAUAUUAAUUCUAGUUAAAAAAUAAAUUGAGAGAUUCUAAAGAAGAUAAUAAAAAUCAGUGUGAGAAUUUUAUAAGUUUAUUUAUGAUGCUGAAGUGAAAGAUUAUGUUGUUGUUAAUAUUAUACUAAUGUUGAUUUAACAACAGUUUUUGAAUCUCUAAGCAAUCAAUAUUCGAUAUUUUACUUGCAUUAUGUGUUAAAUGUAUUUUAAUUACUAAACAAAUAUAUAUAUAUUUUUUAACUUCUCAUUUGUCAACUUUUCAUUUAGCAGUCUAAUAAUCAGAUGCUCCAAGGCCCUAAUACUAAUAAGAGAUGUGUGCCCUAAUACUAGUAAUCAAUCCUGUAAUAUCCAUCAAAAAGGCUAACGUUUUUAAUUAUAAAUUUAUGUUGUGAACCAUAUUUCAUUUUAAAUAGAAAUAGUGCAAUUCUAAUUCUUUAUUCUGACCAUCUACCUGCUGUUUAGCUACAUGAAUGUGUUUUAAGAUCUUGAUAUUUUAGCCUGCUAUCCAAGAGAUGGUAAAGCAUUGAAACAGUAUUGCAUAUGUGGCAUAUUGGCAGUUCCAACAACAAUUGAGCAAUAAAUAUGGUUUUUAUCAAAGCAUUGCAUAGGCAAGAAAAUAACAGUUCAUACUGAACAUAUGCAGAUCAAGAUUGCAAGAGAAAAGACAGUACUGGUUAUUUUAAAAUUAUUUUAUUAUAUGACAUAGUGUAAUCUGUUCUUGUUUGGCUUGUUAUUUUUUGUAUAAAUUGCUUAUUUCAAUAAUUAUCAGAUUUGGGAAGUAUAGUAAAUUGGGCAUAUUGAAUGAGCUAAUAAUGGACAUGAUUAUGUAAAUAUAAGAUUUUUUACACAUGUCCUUUAGACAUAUCAUGAUUUUAUAAGUUUUUUAGGUUGUUUAUUACUAAGAUGUAAGAACAACACAUAUUCGUUUUAAAAAAAUUAAUGUAAAAAUUACCAUUUCUUAUUAUCAUAGUUUUUUUUUUUAAUUAUCUUGUGGACUGCAUAGAAUUUACGCAAGUGGAAAAUGGUGAGGGAUAUUCCUCCCUUCCUGACAACUGAAGUACAAAUAAAAACCUUCAUGAGUCCACCUUGAAUUUUUUAAUGGUUGGCAAUUCCAUAUGGCAGUUUAUAUUUUUCAUCCCUUUGCAUUUUAAAUUUGAGGCACUUGUUAAAAUCUCUACAAGAUUUAGAAUUCUGAAGCAUAUUUUCCUUUAGAUAUAUAUGCUAUGUGAAAAGGAGAGUGCUUGAUGUGCAUAAUUAUAUGCUCGGGCACUUUUAUGCAGAUUGCCUGCAUCAUUGUACGAAAUGCUUUUUGAAACAAAUUAAAUAAGCAAGGUAUUUGUAAUUAUUAUAAUAAAUAAAUAAUCAGGUAUAUGUUUUAUGAUGUGAUUAAUCAGGUAUUUGUAUUAUGAUAUGAAAUUCAUUAUUGUUGCCAAAAAUAUAUGAAUAUUUUGUUUUUUGUAUUAUCUAAAUGUGAUUUUCCUUUGAAUUCACAUUAUUUCAUUGCUAUAAAACAAAAGUAUGUUAUAGUAAUUAAUUGUAAUUUUAAUUUAAUAGUAAAGAAUAAAAGUAUUAUUAAUAAAGAAAUUCGUUUCUUCUUUUUUAUUUAGCUGUUAUUUAUGAAUAAAAUUAAAGAAAAUUUAAUGUGCAUAGCAACUUUACUUUCAGAAAGAACUAUUUACCAAUCUUUUUAUUUUUUUAAUCCUUUAUUAAGCCCUUUUAAACUUAUAUCAUUUAAACAUUUAAAAUAAAAUUUAUAGCAUACUUGAUUUUUGUGAAGAAUUGUUCAUUAGAUAUCAGGACUUUGAGUUUAAAUGCAAUCUGUUGUAAGUUUUAUUCUCAUAUAAUAACAUAUAUUCUAUUAUAAUGUCUGCAACAUUGAAACAUUUUUGUGUCUGGUUUACUUUUUGUAUAUGUAUUGCUUCCAUGAAGAGUUAUUUCUCUAAUUAUACAGGAUUAUUUUUCUUUCCUCUUUAGAGUUUAUCUUUUACAAGAUUUGUCUUUUAUUUAAUGUUAUUAUUUUUACACUUGUUUCAAGCGAUCACUUGUUAAGAAAGUUUUUUUAAAAAAAAUCAAUUAUUGUUCUUUUGUAUUGUAAUGUCAGUUGCGUUUUGUGAAUGAUGUUCUUGCAAUUACCACAGUUGUUAUAUUUCACAUAUAACCUUUGUUAUUGCCUAAAUAAUAUAAGAAGUUCUGAAUGUGCCUUGAAUGACAUUGUUGAUAGAUUCUUAUUUUAGCAUUUAUUUUGGUCACUUUCAUUUCUUUCUCAUUUAUUUCUGCAUGUUUUUACAUGUGUAGCAUGUUGAGAGACUUGUAUAUAGUCACAUGUUUAUAAAUGCAAACAAUAUUCUUGCAUAGCAGUUGAGAAGGACUGUUGUGUGAUAUUCAAAAUUUCAAAAUGUUUAGUGUUCUAUAAUUCUUUGUUGUAUAUUAUUGAAUUAGAUAAGCAUUAAUGAGUUUUACACAAUUUUCAGUAUAAUCAAAAUAUUUAAAAUGCUGCAUUGUAAGCAUUACUAACUAGUACAAGAAUUGGAACAAGGUGCUGAUAUAAUCUUUCUUGAAUGUUAAAAACAAUUCCUAUUUUAUGAAGCUUGAUUAUUUAUAUAUAUUGUUUGUAUGAAUGUUAACUAUUUACAUAUUAAUGCAAAUUAACAUGUUUCAAAACAACAUUCAUCGGGUGCUUUUUGAAUUGUGAAAUUAAAAAUUUUUCAGGGAGAUUUUAAAUGUAUUUUGUUAUAUAUAUUAUUUGUAUAACUAUUGCAAAAAUAUGUAUCUAUAAAAUGUGCAAAUUGACCUUUGUCUUGGUUAUUUUAAUAUUGUCUUGUGCCUUAACUCAUAAAAACGUGAUUUAGUGAAGAUUAGCUAUUUAUGCUAAGUACUAAAUCUUUUUCACAAUUUUUUUGAAAUAUAUUGUUAAAUGCUAUGUAUUAAUCAUGAAAGUAAUUAUUUUUGCCAAUUUGUGUAAAAGCACACUAGCAAUAAUUAUGUAUAUGAAAAAUUGCUGAAUAAAAAUGUAUGUAUUCACUA
Stegodyphus dumicola is the source of this 6846-nucleotide messenger RNA. RefSeq names its product unc-112-related protein-like. Lineage: Eukaryota; Metazoa; Arthropoda; Arachnida; Araneae; Eresidae. Gene Ontology annotation, biological process: integrin-mediated signaling pathway; cell-matrix adhesion. The record is from RefSeq and is a predicted model, not a curated record. Gene Ontology annotation, cellular component: cell-substrate junction. Gene Ontology annotation, molecular function: integrin binding.